Molecule: messenger RNA, 1155 nt
Organism: Trypanosoma theileri
Lineage: Eukaryota; Euglenozoa; Kinetoplastea; Trypanosomatida; Trypanosomatidae
Product: putative flagellar antigen
Exons: 1
Coding region: 1-1155 (384 amino acids)
Source: RefSeq, a predicted model, not a curated record
AUGAUUUCCUCCCCUUCCUCAGCAGCGGUAGAACCAGCUGCUGAGAAUGACGUGCAAAUACCUUUGCAUCCAACCAAACCCACUACACCAAAACCUGCCAAACCGGACUACUUUCCACUCUCACGUGUACGACAACCCAUGGGACCAGCGACCUAUCCAGGUAUUGCUGCAGCGGAAGAUGCUGCCAAUGGACUUUUAGUGAGUGAUGCUUUACAUGAUGUGACAUUUUACGCAGAAACCACCCAUUUACUUCCAGAUGCAGGUCGUCCCGUACUGAACUCUGUUCUCUUUAGUCAACGACAUAUUGUUAAUGACACUCCCUCAAUUGAAGAAGAAAUUGCUGCAAUAGAUGAACGAACGCGUUUGUGGCGUGCUACCCGCCUACAACAAGUUGCUACUGAACGUGAACACUCCCAACAAAAAAGUUCUCUUGACGAAAAGGUGGAAAGUCGUGUUAGAGAAAGGGAGGUUGCAGAGCGUGAGCGAACCCUGCGUCGCAUCUCACGUAUGCUUGAUUCUCUCAUUCCAGAUGUAGAUAAGGCACUCGAGGCUACAGAGGAGGCCAAACCUGAAACUUUGGGAGCAAGACGACGAGAAGAUUUAAUGAAACAGUGGAAAGAACGGGAAGAAUCAAAAGAGCGUCUUAUACGGGAUAUGCGUUUGGCUGAACGUCGAUUGCUUGUUGAGCGUCAAUAUAAACGGAAUGUAGAAGAACGAAACUCCCUGGAAUCACAACACUAUUUUAGCUAUAUGGAACAAUUGAUUGAUGAACGUCAGGCUUAUCGUCAAUUGAAAGAAGCAUUUUACAACGGAAAAAUUUUGAUUGGUGUAAUAGAUGAUGAAAGCAAAAUGCGAUGUAGACUUAAAAAAGAUGAGGAAAAUAGCUGGCUUGAUAUACUUGAGCAGGUUGGCAAACUUAUUCCCUUAACAGUCGCUCAACUAGUAGGGGAGAAUGCUUUGGAUACGGAACAAAUCUCUGAAGAAGUACACACUGGAAAUAACGCAGAGACAAAACCCACAGAAACGAAGAUUGAAGAAACAGCCGCACAGGAGGAGGAACCCACAAAAACAGCUGCACAGGAGGAAGAACCCACAGAAACAGCUGCACAGGAGGAAGAACCCACAAAAACAGUGGAGUCGGUUGGGGAAAUAUAG